CCACUGAGCCAUGACGGAAACUCCAAAGCAUAACCUUUUGACAAACUGCAAGCUUCUAUUUUUUAAUGAGUUUUCUAUAGUUAAUUUUGAAAUCCCAAACAUAACUAAUGUGAUUCCUUAGGAAUAAAAUGCAAAUGGGACAGAACUGAUGAUAUAACUCUGAGAACUACACUAAAUUGAGAACAAAAGAAAAGCAUUCAGUGAAGUCCUAGAGAGAAGAGAAUGAUGAGAGAUUCAGAGUAGAGAAAAAUAAUGGACAAGAAUGAAGACAGUUAUUUUAAAAGGAUCAACAGUUUCAAAGGCAGCAAUAGUGACAAAUAAGACUGUAAAUAUUCAACUGGACAUUCAACUAGAAUUAUGGACCUAUGCAAGUAAGCUAAAAAAUGAUAAUAAUGGGUAAUUGAAUCUAAAUUCAAAACUAACAUCUUAGAAGAACUUCCAUCUCACUUUCUCUAAGAUUGUCCUUAUUUCAUGCAAUAAAAUAAGACUUUUUUUUUAAACCAAAGCAAUCACUGAAAGAUUCCUGAACAUAGUCAUUACCUUUUAUUGAACAUUUCUUAUAUCUUGGGCACUGUUAAAUAUUUUAGAUAUAUUACUUAGUCUUUAGCCCAAUAAAUUAAACCUUAUAUUUACGUAUCUUACAGAUGGGCAACUGGGGGUUUAGAAAGUUUAAUUCAAAAGCUACACACAGAGUAUGUUUUAGUCACUAUAUAUUUUUUGAGAACAUUAAUAUCAAUAUCAGGAUUUCUUCUUAAUCCUCUUCAUUAUUUUGUUAACAGGCAUUAUUUCUCCAAGGGGAAAAAUAAGUCUAGGAAACUAAAGAGAAGACAGAGAAGAAUCUCAAUUGGUGACACUUUUUUCAGCUUCAUUUAUACCUCAAUUUUGAGACACUCAGUUAAUUUAGGAAUUAACAGAACGGUUACAAGACAGAUGGUAGAAACUACCAAAGAUUUUUUAUUUAAGAGUAUUUCUCAUCCAUGGAAUCUAGCUAAAAGACUCUAUCAGUUACUGAAACAUCCCCUCAAGCUAACUGCUUUCAGAAAGACCUGUAUGACUAGCACAAGAUGGUGCCACUAGCAUAUUAUGAUCAACACUUUGUGCCACUAGAACAAUCUUACCAACUGGCCACAACCAGCUCAUUAACACAUCAAUACACAGAUGAAAAACUAAAUCAUCCCAAUAGCCAAUCUGUGAUCAGAGUACAAUCUCAUAGUAAUAACCUUGCAGUGCCUCUGCUAAACGCUAACCAGAAGGUGCAGAAAUCCUCACUAUUGCCCUCUGCAAAGUCUCAGGACACAAUUUCUGGGGACUUCUAUAACAGGGUUCUGAAAUCACCAUUAUCUCACUGCAAACGUCAGGCCACGCCUUCACUACACCUCCGUCAGAGAACUUCAGCGUGGACUAAUAAGAGAACCCUAAGCUCGCCUUUGUCCCACUCCAAACCUCAUAUAACAUCUUCACUUGAGCUCACCAAGGCAUCAUUACUGAAGCCCAAGCAAACAGACUUGAGCUCACAAUUACCCUUUCCCAAACCUCAGAAUACAUCUUCCCUAGACCUUUGCUGGACAUCACCUUCACAGAGGUCUACUCAAAGAGUGUUAAGUUCAUCAUUAUACUCCCUAAAUCAUCAAGAAACACCUUCCCCAGACUACAUAUGGACAUCAUCAUCUUUGGGACCUAAUCAAAGAGCCUUUAACUCGGCAUUAUCUCAGUCCAAGCCUCAGAAAACAACGUCAUUGGAUAGCCUUUGGACAUCAUUAUUACCUCACAAUCAAAGAUCUUUAAGCUCACCAUCACUCAACUCUACACUUCAAAUAAAUGACUUGCUUCAGACAGAGCCUUCUUUGGAGCCCAGUCAAACAGAUCUGAGCUCACCAUUCCCUGACUCCAUAGCUCAGAGAACACCUAUAUUGAGCUCUAAUUCCAGUGUUCUGAGAUUACCAUUGUCCAAUUCAAAACCAAGGAAAUCACCUUUACCACAUUCCGUCCAUCAGUCAAAGAGUUUGCCAUUGUUCCAGCCUAAAAUGCUUGAUCGUGACUUCAGGACUCUGAGCUCAACUGUGUGUCACACCAAAUUUCAGAACACCACUUCAUUAAGUGACAAACCCAAAGCUGCAGAUCUUUCUUCACUCCACCCUAAAUCAAAUACCUCAGGUCAAUCAUUAUUAAGCUCCAAACAUGGCGUCAGGAACAUAGCUGCUUUAACACUGAGCUCCAGACUACAGAGUAAAAGCAGUUUGUCUCUUUAUGAAAAGACAGAAUCAAAUAAAGAAAUUCCAUGGACUUUUGACUGUAUUUAUCCCUGCAUUGUUAAAGGUGGAACUGUCCCUGAUGAUGUUGUAAAUAAAAUUGUCAAUUCUCUCUCCAAGACUAGAAUUCAGAGAGAUCUCUGUAGGCAGAUUCUCUUUCGAAGGAUGAGGGGAAGGCCAAAUCCUCGUCCUGGUCCUCGCCUUUCAUCAAGUUAUAUGGUUUGUUUAGCUUGUGCUUCCUGCAUAAAAUCUCAGUGUAACCAUCUUACAGGAAGGAAAGAUCCUCGUGCUGCUACACUAUUUGUCAUACCAACACCCGAGCCUACUUCUGAGGGAGAAAUAGAGGUGAAACUAAUUUUUAUCCUUUCCCUACCAGAGACUUCUCUUUCAACUUCUCUCCCACUCCCUGUGAAAGAAAAUCAGCCAGAUGAAGUUCCAGAUGAAAACCUUGACAGACUGGAGAAGAUAUCACAAAUUUUCCCUACAUCUGAACCUGAUAUCACCCAGGGGGUUAAUACACAGAAAACAUGUCUGGCAGUAGCCCCUGAAAACCAAGUUGUUAGCCAACAGCCCCAGGCUAUUGACUGGCUGCUUUAUGUAAAGAAAAGUAGUUAUCCUCAGUCAGAAUCCCUACUCCCAUCCUCUUCUUCCUCUAUAUCUUCCUCCUCAUCCUCCUCUUCGUCUUCGUCUUCCUCUUCCACUGUCCCUCCUGCUGCCCCUUUACUGCCUCCUUCAAAAGAGUCUCCCGGAGCAUCUUCCCUCUCAGGCUGUGCUUUCCCUAAGGUACUCAGUUACCACCGGUUGCCUCCAGGGGUCUCCUGGCUUGAGUUUAUAUGUAGCAAAAAUCACCAGCCACUUCCUGGAAAACCACAUCAAAGCCAAUCACCACCUCCCAAAACAAGGUCUAUGAGGAAUAGCACCACAGUAAAAAGGAGAAAGGGACCAAAGAUAAUGUUGAAAAUUUUCCAGACAAAGUUUCAGAAUGAGAGAAAUCUUGAUUAAGUUAACUUUUGUGUUUCUUUGAGAGCAAUUGACCGAUUAGUUUUUUGACAUUAGAGUUUGAUUUCCUAGCAUGCUUAUUAAACUUUAGUAUUAACUAAGUGUGACUCUGUUUUAGCUGAUGAAGCAACUAGUAAAGGGAAAGUAUUACUCCUAAGGUUAUUUUCUAGUUAAAUAAUAGACCAGGAUCACCCAGAAGCCAAAAUUGAAUCCAAAGUUUUUAACCAAAUUCCUGGCUUAUAGUAGCCACUAUAAAAUAAUUGUUAAAUGAAUUGAUAAUAAUUGGCCCCAUUUGUCUUGCUGUGAACAGUAUCUAACUCAUUGCUGUUCUCCUUUCCCAUAAGACAUAAGAAUGAUGGUAUCCUUGAACCAAUUUAUGCUAAUCUGUUUCCCUGCCUCUAAAGAAAAUUCAGAUCAUGUUCAACAGGUAAGGCUAUAUAGAGAAAGGCAUCUUUUCAGUUAUGUGUUCCUAGGGAAAAUUCUUCUAUGCUAAGAUACUACAUUCUGAAAUGCAGUGAUUUUACUUAAUCUUCGUUAGCAAAUCUCAAGAAAUAACUAACUGGUACAGAUAACCCUACUUCAUGCUGACUGUUCAUCACUUCUACCUAUACAACCUAAAUGGGUUAAUAAAAAUGUUUUAAAAAUGUUUUUGGUCCAUUGGAUCUACUAAUAGUGGGAAAAGAAGGGAAUUGUCUUACCUAAUCACCUUCAGGGAUUAUCACUAUCCCCAAGGGCUGGAAUUAGUUUCUCUUGCAUUUUUUAAUGACUCAUAGUUCUGCCUUUCAAUUCCACAUCUUUUCUAGUCACCAGGUUUCAUAUAGGCUAUUUCCAAAUGAAACAUAUUGCACAAACUUCUCAAACUCAACAUGGUCAAACCAGAAUUUAUCAUCUUUUAUUUUACAAUUUUCAUUUUUAUAUUACAACCCUCUGCUCUCCGUGUUCCCUAUUUCAGAAGGUGUACCACCAUCUGUCAUGGAGUCAUGUUUGACUUUUUUCUAAUUGUUUACCCCUCUCCAAGUCCAUGAGUUCCAUGGCGUUUUUAUCUCUAAAAUCCAACUUUUUUCUGCAACCCCAUUGCCAUUGUCUUGUUGUGGUCAUAGCAUUUGUCAGGUAGAUUGCUGCAGUAGCUUCUAAACAUGAAUUUUAACUUUUAAAUGCAGUUUUGGGAAAAAAUUUAAUCGCAACAUUUUGCUAUUUACCACCAUUUUAUCAUUGUCCAUUGUUUACUGAGGAAAGUCUAAAUUCCUUUUAUGAUUGAAUCAUGAUAAUCUUUCAAAAUUCAUUUCUUAUUCUUCUCUAUUCUCAGUCACAUUAAUUUCUUUAAAGUGAAAAGAAUGUGCCAAGGCCUCUGUUGCAUCCUUCACUUCUAAUAUAACAAUUUUGCUGUCCAGAAAGAUCUUUCUGUCUACAUUUUUGCUCUACAGGGCUCUGUUUUAUCUUAACAUCUUCUGAGAAGGCUUUUGCUGAUCCACUUACAAAGAAAGGAUUUAAUUGGCCUUCUUUUUUAUCAUGAAACUGUUUUUAUUCUUUGUGCUGCUCUUAACCAUAUUAUAAAGCAAUUAUAUCUUGUCUGUCUUCACUCACUAGACUGAACAUUUCUUGUUCACCUUGUUAUUUCUGUUUUUUACCUUUUCCUUGAAAUAGAGUACAUUCCUGAAAUAUGUGUUGAUAUUGAAACAAUGCUAUUGAAGCUCUUCAUCUUUUUUUAAUUCUAUGUGUAAUGGUGCUUCAUCUGUUUGCUUCUUUCCCAUUUUAGUAUUGAACUGUUUUUUGUACAUUUUGUCUUAGUAAGAACAUAUGUGAAAACAUUACUGAAGACAGUACUGAUCUGUGCCUUAUUUCUCAUGUUAAAAGUGUUCCUUUCUAGUAUUUCAGUAUUAAAUAUGAUGUUUGUUUACACAUAGCUGAUCAAUGAUGAUUAGGAAGAACUUAAGUAUGUGAUAAUGUGUUUAAAGCUUCCUUUAACAUCUUUAGAAAGCCAUUUUCUUAUGCUUUAUUCAUCUGAAGCAUUUCUUUUGAAGACACACAUCACUUGUAUAAUUACUUAUUUAAUAUGUUCUCUACUGGACUAAACUUCAUGAGUGGAGAUCCUGUAUCUACUUUGCUUACCACUAACUUCUCAAAAUCUGGUGAUACCUGGAAUAUACCAACUAUUCAAUAAAUGUUUAUGGAAUUAAAUUAAACUGAGUUCAAUUUAUUUUUAUAUCUUCAUUUACAUGU
This is a messenger RNA of Sus scrofa (pig), 5468 nucleotides long. NCBI's taxonomy places the organism in Eukaryota, Metazoa, Chordata, Mammalia, Artiodactyla, Suidae. The record is from RefSeq and is a predicted model, not a curated record.